Molecule: messenger RNA, 3403 nt
Organism: Oryctolagus cuniculus (rabbit)
Lineage: Eukaryota; Metazoa; Chordata; Mammalia; Lagomorpha; Leporidae
Product: albumin superfamily member 1
Biological process (GO): transport
Cellular component (GO): blood microparticle; cytoplasm
Molecular function (GO): small molecule binding
Source: RefSeq, a predicted model, not a curated record
ACCAGAAAAGGUUAAUUGUUAAUAGUGAUUACUUGAAAAGAAUAUAAAGAAAUUCUGGAUUUUUGUCAGAUGAUAGGGCUCUUUCCCAUAAAGCUUCAUCUGAAAUAAUGAAGACUGUCAAGCCUAUAUAUUUUCUUGUUUUCAUCAGCUGCAUUAAAUGUCAGACUCUUCAGAGAAGGUUACUAGAUGCAGCCAUACAGCAUAAUGCUACCCAGAAUUAUCUUCAGGAGAACUUAAGAGACAUCACCAGCAUUAUGGUCGCUCAGUUUCUUCAGACAGCAACAUAUGAAGAAGUAAAGACCAUAGCUAGAGAGUUACUGGGUCUUUCAGAGAAGUGCAAGAGCAUGGAGUCACAUGAGUCACUGUCCCCAUGUGCUCAUCAACUGAUGACUACUUUCCUAGAGUAUAUAUGUAACAACCCAGGAAUGCUUGACAAACAUGGGUCUUCCCACUGUUGCAAUACAAGUAACACAGCAAGGCACAAGUGCUUCCUGUCCUAUAAAAAAGAUGAUGCUGAUUACAGUGAUAUAUUCCAAAUUCCAAAUGCAGAACAUAUCUGUGAGAUGGACAAAGAGAAUCAUGUGUCAGUGAAGGACAGGUACAGUUUUGAAAUUUCUAGAACAUAUCCAUUCUUAUAUGGACCUACUAUCCUGACCAUGUCUGCUUGCUAUGAAACAGCUGUUCAGUCAUGUUGCCAAGAAGAAAAUAAGACCAAAUGCCUCCAGAUAAAGCUAGAACCCAUCAGAAAAUAUGUUAAAGAAAUGUCUUUGAGGCAUCAUCAUCUAUGUGAAAUCAAGACGAAAUUCAACCACACAGUAGCAAACGCAGUGGAAUUGGUUCUGCUGACUAAAAAACAACCUAAAGCUAACUUUUCUGAAAUUGCCAAACUCACCAUGGAUGUCAAAAAUCUGCAUGAGAUCUGUUGUGAAGGAAAUACAGUAGCAUGCGCACUUGGCAGGAGUCAGCUUAUGGACUAUACGUGCUCUAAACAGGCUAUCCUAUCCAGCAAGAUCACUCGGUGCUGUGAACAGCCAGUGCCAUUCCGAGGGGAAUGCAUCAUCAUCUCAGAAAAUGAUGACAAACCUGACCUUUUGCCCCUGCCACUCAGCAGGUUCACAGAAGACCAAUUUGUAUGCAAAGAAUUCACUGACAAGCAAGAGGACUUUCUACAAGAGUUUCUUUAUGAAUAUUCAAGAAGACAUCCAGAGUUGGCAGUUCCAGUGAUUUUAAGAGUGAAUACAGUAUAUGAAAAUUUAUUGGGAAACUGUUGUAAAUUAGAAAACCCUCUGGAGUGUUAUAGCUAUGGGAACGAAAUGUUCCAAAAAGUGGUACGUGAAAGCAGAGACCAUGUAAAAAAUCACUGUGAUUUAUUUAAGAAAUUAGGAGAGAGUAGCUUUCACAACAGGCUCAUAGUCCUUUACACCAAGAAAGCGCCACAGCUGUCUGCUCAAGAGGUGGUUCUGUUCACCAAGAAGAUGGCGGCUGCUGCCACCAGAUGCUGCCUGCUGAGCGGCGUGCAGCAGUUCCUCUGCGUUGAGGAUUCGGCAAAGCUAAUUCUUGGAGCAUUGUGCAGACGACAUGCGGCUGAGCCUAUCAACGCUGCAGUGGGUCACUGCUGUGAUGACUCAUAUGCCUUCAGAAAGCCAUGCUUUGAUGAUCUGCAAAUUGACAGAACUUAUGUUGCUCCAUCUUUAUCUUGUCACCAAAUCAUCAGACUUAAAGAGGACUUGUGUGGGGCUCAGGAGGAGGAACUCCACAUUGAAAAGCAAAAGUUCCUCAGCAACCUUGUGAAGCAGAAACUGUAUGCAUCAGAGACACAGUUUCAAGCCGUUUUGGGGAAUUUUACUCAUCUGGUGCAGGUGUGCUGCCGAACAGAGAAAAGUGAAAUAUGUUUUCAAGAAGAGGGGUCCAAACUGAUUGAAGAGUGCCAGUCUGUCUUGGAGGCCUAAAUGAUCCCAGGAAAUGUCCAAGUGGGAUCUUUGUGGAGAUCUGCAUUUAUUUUUCAUGAACCAUGAAACACAGGUUUGAUAUUCAAAAGAAGAGUCAACAAGAUAAUUUUUCAACUGCUCACAAUGUUACUCAAGAGCAGGAGCCAGUUCACACUAAAUUUCUCCUUUCCUACUUAAUAGAGAAAUCCUCUCAUUGUCACCCUGGAAAAUCCAGUCACACUCCCCAUCUCCCUACAGGUUCUCUGCUUCUAAGGAGUAGCAACAGAAAGGUGAGAACCGUGGGCUUGCAAAAGCCUCUGGUGGCUGUACUGGGCUGCCAUGGCUGGCUGGGAACUGGCUGCUCGGUUUCCAUAGGGAGAAAUACUCCACGCUUGGAGUCGGAGUUUCUGCCCAUACUACUUCUGAAAUUGAUCCUUGCCAAGAGGAACAAGAUGUGUUAUAACUUACCUUUGGGGCUGUUUAACCUGCCUCCUCUGAUGCUGGAGACCUGGUUGAAGCUCCUGGCUCCUGACUUUGUUCUAGCCCAAUCUUGGCUGUUGCCACCAUUUGGGGAGUGCACCAGAGGAUGGAAGAUCUGUCUCUCUCCGUCUCUCCUUUUCUCUCAGUAACCCUUUCAAAAUAUAAGUAAAUAAGUCUUUUAAAACAAAGUUACCUGCGUAAUUGUUUUGCCUUUCAUUUUUAGCCUGUACAUGUAAUGCUGACACUGGGGCCAAGUACUCUUAAUACAUGUGUAUUAAUUUUAGCUUUAAUAUAUGUGUAUUAAUUUUAAGAGAUAAUCAGUAUUUUCCCUGGAAGGUCUGCCAUAGGUGACAUAAACAAACUUGUAUUUGUAAUUUGAAUUUUUUUUAAUUUCUCCAGAUUUUUUGAUGUAAUAGGUAAAGUAAAAAUCAGCACUUUUAUUUGUCUUAUUUUGAUUUGCUAAAAAUAAAGAAUUAAUGUGUAUUAUAAUGCUCUUUAUUUUAAAUAAUUGUUUUCCCUCAACUUAUUCAUAUGCAUUUCAAAUUAAACACAAUAAACAUUUGUUUAGCGCCUAAAGCAUUCAAUAUGCUGUGCUAGAAAUUGCAGGGAAUAAACAUGUAAGAAAUUCUAAUAAAAGGCAAAUUUCAAAUUUCCAGUGUCACAGAAAUUGUGGUGCACAGCAAGGGUUUGGAAUCACACACUGUGGCAGAGACCCAGGAGGUUCGUGGAGAAAAUGACCUUGGCCAAGGACUAGAAAGUGGGAGCCGUGGAACUGUGGUGAAAUGUGAGCUGCCUCAGGAGACACUGAGUGACUCAAUUUGGCUACUUUUUAAGACAAGAAUUCAGUAGUUGUGGGUAGUAAGGCAGUGGAAGAUAAGGCUGCUGUGGUGGUUGGGGACACACUGUUUAAUUAUAACAGUUAAUGUUGAUCAUACACUCAUGUGAAAAGUGCCAGCCUUUGCAUGUAUUAUUCAUGUAACUCCCACAUGUGUCCA